Messenger RNA from Mycetomoellerius zeteki, 2360 nucleotides. It is a transcript of the gene ath, whose product is annotated as ATP-dependent RNA helicase DHX33. Gene Ontology annotation, biological process: positive regulation of transcription by RNA polymerase I. The record is from RefSeq and is a predicted model, not a curated record. NCBI's taxonomy places the organism in Eukaryota, Metazoa, Arthropoda, Insecta, Hymenoptera, Formicidae. The transcript has 8 exons. Gene Ontology annotation, cellular component: nucleolus; intracellular anatomical structure. The coding region runs from base 16 to 2091 and encodes 691 amino acids. Gene Ontology annotation, molecular function: double-stranded RNA binding; helicase activity; ATP hydrolysis activity.
GUGGUUUGCAGCGAGAUGAGGGUCCACGACGAUACGGAUCCCAAGUUCAGUGCGAUGGGGAAGUCGAAAUUGGCCAUGAAGCGGCCCAGCACCGUCGUAUUCCGCGAAAAUCCCAACAAAGCGCAGAAAACGAACGAUGACAACACAGUCGCGAAUGCGACGAAGAAUAGCGACAGGACGAACAUUAGCUUGCACCAGCGGAGAAAAUCGCUACCCGUUUAUAUACUCCGUAAACGGCUGUUAGACGAGAUACGUCGGCACAGUACUCUGAUUAUAAUAGGCGAAACCGGCAGCGGUAAAAGCACGCAGAUUCCACAGCUGUUACUCCAGGCCGGGAUUGCUGGAUCAUCCGGUUGCAUCGGCAUCACGCAACCACGGAGGAUAGCGGCGGUCAGCAUAGCCCGUCGGGUUGCACAGGAACAAGGGGUGAAACCUGGAAAAUUGGUGGGCUACUGUGUUCGUUUUGAAGAUUGUACUUCAUCACAAACGAGAAUCAAAUAUCUGACGGACGGCAUGAUGGUUCGAGAGGCGAUGACCGAUGAGAUUCUGUCGGAUUACUCGGUAGUGAUACUGGACGAAGCUCAUGAGCGAUCUGUGCACACCGACGUUUUAUUCGGGGUGGCGAGACGAGCGCAGAAUUUGCGCAAAUUGAAGAAUUUACCGCCCUUAAAACUUUUAAUUAUGUCGGCCACAAUGGACCCCGUUAAAUUCAAGGAGUAUUUCCAGGCACCGGCGUUGUAUCUAGAGGGCCGUCAGCAUCCCUUGAGAAUUUUUCAUGCCGUCUCCUCGCAACAGGAUUACGCAUUCGCUGCGCUAGCCACGGCGUUUCAAAUUCACCGCGAAGCACCCGCAAAUGAGGAUAUUCUCAUCUUUUUGACCGGUCAAGAAGAAAUAGAAGCGGCUACAAUAGCCGCUCGACAAGUGGCUAAACAAUUAGACGGACAGGAGUAUCCGCCUCUGAAAGUCUUUCCUUUGUACGCGGCACUGCCUACUCAUCAGCAGUUGGAAGCUUUUAAAGCUUCGGCGCCCGGAAUGCGGAAAUUAAUAUUAUCGACAAACGUCGCCGAGACAUCUGUCACGAUUAGCGGAAUUCAUCACGUGAUCGAUACCGGUGUGGUCAAAGCGAGAACACAUCACCCAACAACGGGAUUAGACGUAUUGAGGGUUGAGAAAAUUUCACAAGCUCAAGCCUGGCAAAGAGCAGGUAGAGCUGCUCGCGAAGCAUCAGGCAAGUGUUAUAGAGCUUAUACACGAGAAGAAUUCGAAAAGAUGAAGGAUAUGCCAAUACCAGAAAUUCAAAGAUGUUCUCUCGCGGGAGUCGCUCUACAACUGCUCGCUAUCGGCGUUGACAUUACCACCUUCGAUUUCAUGGAUAAACCGCCCAAGGAGAGCAUAGACGUGGCCGUGAACUGUUUAGAAAAGCUGGGUGCAGUUAAAGGAUCUCCACCACAGUUGACUACACUCGGCCGAACGAUGUCACUUUUCCCGUUAGACCCUCGAUUUACCAAAGUGAUCCUCGCGUCGGUGGAACACAGGUGUUUGGAGGAAGCACUGACGGUUAUUGCUUUAUUAUCCGGAGAAUCGAUUUUCAUGGAUCCGCCUACGAAGAGAGAACAGGCUUACAAUGCACGUUCACGAUUUGCCUCGCCUGAGGGGGAUCACGUAACGUUGUUGAAUGUGUUCCGAGCAUACCAAAGCACCGCGCAGAAGAAGGUGUGGUGCCAUGAGAACUUCUUGCACCAUCGAAAUCUGGAAUACGGGUCGGAAGUGAGGCAACAGCUUGCGGCGUUGGCGGAACGUGCGAAUUUGGAGAAGGCGAGCUGCGGAACGAAUACGAAGCAACUUAGAAAAGCUUUUCUCGAGGGAUUAUACGAGAACCUCGCUGAGCUGCAAAGGGAUCAGACGUAUGUCACGGUGUACUCGAAGCAGCCGGUAACCAUACACCCUUCCUCGACGUUGCACGGUACGAAGCCACCGUUACUGCUAUUCACUGAGGUCGUAGCCACCGGGAGAUGUUACCUUCGCGGUCUGUCUGUCAUCGAUCCGGCGUGGUUGACGCAAAAGAACAUCGGCUCUGGGAAACGCGACUGACGCAAUUUUUUAUCUUACGUUUUAUUUAUACAGAUCUUAUUUUUGUUGACGUAAAGUGGAACAAUUGAGGCCACUGAGUAAUGAGAACGAUACAGUGAUCUUUUCGAAAUUGAUAAUACGAGAAUAUAAAAAAGAUUACUGCAUAUGUUUUACGUGUAUAUUUAUUCAGCGGUUUCAAUUACGCCACUUAGCUCUCUCUCAUAAGAGCGCAAUUUUGUUGUAGAUAUAUAUGUGAUUAAGAAUCAUCUUUUCUACUACUUGUACACUUU